This is a messenger RNA of Spirometra erinaceieuropaei, 546 nucleotides long. Lineage: Eukaryota; Metazoa; Platyhelminthes; Cestoda; Diphyllobothriidea; Diphyllobothriidae. The record is from the annotation of a GenBank genome assembly.
AUGCGUAUCAUUGAGAGCGGAAUUGACCGCAGUCUCGACACGCCCAGCACCUCUUGCACAUCUACCGGGCCUAGCUCAACCCAAACCUCACCGCUCAGCACGGUCACAGUGAACAGCUCCAGCACUGGCACCAUCUCCGAAACCGACAUUCCCGGCCUCUCCUGUCCAAAGGGCCCUCGUACAUUCACCUCCUGCAUCGUCCUGGUCGGUCACUUGCGAGUCCAUCGCACAGAGGCCGUAAACCAGUAUCUGACGCACCAAGCUACAUCUGAAGCAUCCAUCUCAACCGCUCCCACCGCGCCCGCACGUUCGCCCACUGCAUGGGCUUACUAUGCCACAUGCACAUUUACGGAAACCUACGGUAAACAACCGCCGCCUACAUUGCACCACUACACCUUUCCCCACCAACAUCUGCAUCAGACAACACCACCAACCACCAUCAGCAUCCGAUCGCCACCUCUCACGCAAAUGGUAAGUGUGCAUCUCGAUUCCGCCUCCAUGCGCCUCCUUUGCUGCCUCCGUAACUCAAGUCUGAGACUAUCAUGA